AUGUCUCAUCCGACCACCGGAGAUAGACGAUUGCCGCAUUUGACAUCCAGCCCACCUUACGGCGGCGGAUCGGCCCAGACGGCCAUUGCCGCUGAUUCGCGGGUCCGAAAACAGUAUCCUCCGUCUAGGACCAGGAGUCAUCAGCAACAUGAUUCGCCGUCGCCCCGAAUCAAGAAAGAGCCUAGCGAGUCUUUGCAACAGUUAAGCCUUGCAGACUCUGUCAGACCUUCGCAUGGCACAAAUGAUACAAGACCAGCCAAACGCCCCGCGAUUGAACAAGAGUGGCACCCCAGCAAAAUCGGACCUGGCUCAGCAUCUCCAGCUUACUCUCCUGGCCGCCAUGACCACGACUAUGCACAUAUCCAUUCCCCGCCUCCGGACUCGUCCUCGGCAGGGGGAUACCCAUCUGCCCAUCAGACGCCCGUCUCCUCCCCUCGCGGAGUCUCUCACUUUGCUACCUUGGCGCGUCAGAAUCAGAAUACUCGUGCUCGAGGUUACCAUCCGGAGCCGGGAGGGAAAUACUUUGAUCCUCGACCUACCUCGGGUCACUCAUCCCAGGAUGACUACUCGGCCGAUGCAGACAUCAAACCACUUCUCCAGCCAGAGACAAGACCCAUAUCCCAGGAACAACUCGUCAAUGAAGUCAAAGGCAUAUAUGCUGGUCUGGUCAUGGUGGAGAAGAAGUGUGUAGAGAUAUGUGCCCAGCAAGCGCAAACCACCAAUAAACUCUCCAACGAGCAGUGGCAGGCAUUAAUCGCCUUACAUCGGACUCUCCUUCACGAGCACCAUGACUUUUUCCUGGCAUCACAACACCCUACAGCAUCACCAGCGUUGCAGCGGCUCCCCACAAAAUAUGCAAUGCCUGCGCGCAUGUGGAGACAUGGGAUUCAUUCGUUCCUCGAGCUGCUCCGCCAUCGUCUCCCGUAUUCUUUGGAGCACAUGUUGAGCUUCGUCUACCUCGCCUAUCAGAUGAUGGGCCUUCUUAUGGAGUCGGUUCCCGCCUUCCACGAGACCUGGAUUGAAUGCUUGGGCGACCUGGCCCGGUAUCGUAUGGCCAUCGAGGAGGCAGACUUACGAGAUCGUGAGACAUGGUCGAACGUCGCUCGCAUGUGGUACCAGAAGGCGGCCGACCGCUCCCCCGAUACUGGCAGGAUUCAGCACCACCUGGCGGUUCUCGCGAGACCCAACAUUGUUUGCCAGCUGUUUUACUACUCCAAGGCUCUGAUCUCGGUCAACCCGUUCCCCAACGCGCGAGACUCCAUUAUGCUGUUGUUUAAUCCACUCUUGGACGCAGCCACUCCUCUCGGCCAAAAGGCUAAGCCGGAUGCGCCCCCUUCCAAACAUUCCAAGCUCGAGACUUCUCUGGUUACCGCUGCCGGUCUUCUGUUCACCAAGGGUGUCAUCAAUCAAUAUUGCUUUCAAGCUGAAAGAUUUACAUUGGAAUUGGAGAACCACAUAGCACGAUCAGGUGUGAAUUGGAAGGUUCAGGGACCCGAGGUAGCUUCUGCCCUCAUUGCGUUUCUUUUUGACUUUGGUUCCGACAAGAAUUUCCUCUGGCAAAUCUUCCGUGCCAAUCAUGAGAAACUCAAAGGCUCUCAGCCUGAGGCACAGCAGCAGCAGCAACCACAACAACAGCAGCAAGAAGGCAGUACUCCAAUAACUCCGGAUCCCAUGGCUAAGGAACGUAUUCAUGGCGAAUUCUGGGGACACAAUAGCCCGAUCAAUGCAAACGCUUUCCGUCAGGCCACUCUCCCACCCGAACAUCGUGUUAACGUCAAAUUUACGUCGGCAGACGAAGUAACUUCGUACGCUCUUCCCGUCUGGUCCAAGGCUAUAUCCAUAGUAGCUGGCAAGCUGGGGGACCGCAACAUCUUACCAUUUCUCCAUCUUACGUUGGCAUUCCUUUGGUCACUGUCAUAUGUUCCAGGCGCCUUGAUCUACGUCGAAAAGUAUGUUCCGUGGAAUGUGCUGGCCGUUUCUUUGAACAGCUUGAGCAGAUCUGGAGUGGUUGAUGCACAUGUCGAGUCCAAGGAGUUCCCUCAACAACAAUCCGGUACGGGAAGACAGCUGCCCGAGGACUUUCCCAUGCGCGGCUUAGUCUGGGCGCCGUAUUAUUUCCCGUCCGAUUUUUUCGAAGGCCAGGUGGUCGACGAGGAUGAACGUUCGCUGGAACUCCCAAGCCACGCCGCACCCCGGGCUGAAAGAUGUCUCUGGCUGGGAGUUAGACUUGCAUCGUUGAAUCGCUACUUUACAUAUGACGCCUCAACCAAAAAGUAUGGCUGCACCAACUUUGCUUCGUCGCUCUCGGGCAGUGCGUCAAUGCAUACGUUGCGCGUUCAAACACCCCUCAGCGCUGAACGUGAUCUGCAAAUGGCCGACGUCUAA
Molecule: messenger RNA, 2385 nt
Organism: Fonsecaea nubica
Lineage: Eukaryota; Fungi; Ascomycota; Eurotiomycetes; Chaetothyriales; Herpotrichiellaceae
Exons: 3
Coding region: 1-2385 (794 amino acids)
Biological process (GO): nuclear-transcribed mRNA catabolic process, nonsense-mediated decay
Cellular component (GO): telomerase holoenzyme complex
Molecular function (GO): telomerase RNA binding; protein binding; telomeric repeat DNA binding
Source: RefSeq, a predicted model, not a curated record